Molecule: messenger RNA, 1141 nt
Organism: Haliotis rufescens (red abalone)
Lineage: Eukaryota; Metazoa; Mollusca; Gastropoda; Lepetellida; Haliotidae
Product: ganglioside GM2 activator-like
Exons: 4
Coding region: 103-762 (219 amino acids)
Biological process (GO): ganglioside catabolic process; lipid transport
Cellular component (GO): cytoplasmic side of plasma membrane
Molecular function (GO): enzyme activator activity; lipid carrier activity
Source: RefSeq, a predicted model, not a curated record
AUCGUGUCACACACACACUGUACUGGCGAUAUACAAUAGGUCGUCAUCAGGCCACGUCUGGGUAGCUUACAUAUCCAAAUAUUAAGGUGAUUGGUGAGAAACAUGAAUAUUUUCACAACCAUUGCACUAUUCUGUGCCAUAUCGGGGGCGUGUAGCUACCACGUAACAAAGUUCAAGUCUUACGAUGAAACUACCAAGGAUGCGUACGACAUCAUGGAAAUAUUGAUGCGUCACCGGACCCCCGAGAGAUACCUGCCACAGUCUUAUUUCCAGAAAUAUGGUGGUGGUCGCAGUUCACAGCUGACGUCUUUCUCUUAUAAAAACUGUGGUGACCCCGCAACGGAAACAGCGAGACUUCUUGAUCUGCAAAUAACUCCAGACCCAAUUGUACUUCCUGGUAAUGUACAAUUGGCCUUUAAAGUGCAGAACUUGAAAACAGCCCAGUCACCCAUACAGGCUGACGUGGUCUUGAGGAAGAAGAUUCUGUCCAUAUGGGUGGAAAUUCCUUGCAUUGAGAAUGUAGGAUCCUGUAGUUAUUCCGACUUUUGUGAAGUUCUGGCGCCAGCCCAAUGUCCAGAGCCCUUCACCGAGAACAACAUUCCCUGCAAGUGCCCUUUUCCUGAGGGCAACUACACACUCCCCAGUACCCAGCUGGAGAUCAACUUAUCAGACAUUCCAAGUGGGGACUAUUCGGGACAAAUUGACCUCAAGAUGGACUCGGCGCCCAUAGCGUGUUACGAAGUAGAGAUUACACUUGCAUAAUUUGAAAUAUUGCCAAUGACUUUCAAAUCAUGACUAUUAUAUAUUUUUGCAUAUUGCUCAUUACUUUUUGGUAGUUUGUUUCUGAACUAGUAUAAUAAUCUAAUGUCAUGGAAAGUCGCUUCUCGUUGAGGAUCCCGCUGAUCUGUAUUCAGAGUAUUAAACUGAUCCUUAAAUAGAUGCUGCUAUAAACUUUAUGAUUUUAUUUCACUAUCCAUACGAAAAUAAGAUGGGGGUUAAUGUGCAUUCUGUCUUUCUAGGCACUGUUAGUGCCUUCCCUGACACAUUCCUACUGUACCAUAUUGAAACAUAGUGAAAUCACGCACGGUGUAAGCAUGUGUGCUAAUAAACUAUCUGUCUUGAAAGGCGAGCAUAAAGAAAA